CUCAAUAUCCCAAUUGACACCACCACAGUCGUCACCAUGUUCACACAAACUCUCCGAGCUUCGCGUUCCUCGAUCGCCCGUGUCGCGAGACAACAAGCUUCCGUCGUGUCAAGACGCACCUUCAUCACUCCUACGGCAGUUCGUCAAGCGGAUCUCGUCCAAGACCUCUAUCUCAAGGAGCUGAAAAACUACAAAGCCCCAGCCGUCAAAGCCAACGAUUCCGAAGGUCACGUCCAAAAAUUCAGUGCACCAAAGCCACCCAAGUCUCCCGAAGAGGCCGACAUCGCGAACGAGUUGAAGGCUUACGAAGCUUCGACUGUUGACAUUGAGGGACAAGCGGAAGGGGGUGCUGUUGCGCAGGAUGCUGAUUGGUUUGAGGAUGAGCCAGAGGAGGAGGCUGCUCAUCACUAGAUGCAGAGUUGGGGAUGCAUGGUUGAGGGCAUAAAAUGGAGGAUGCGAAGACAGGAUGAUCUUGUGUGUAUAGCAUAACUUAGAGAGAAUGGGAGCUUGUACAGUGAAAGACUUGGAUCAGCACUCCUGCUUUCUCGAGAGUGCAUAUCCACAGGUCAAAAGGUUCGAAAAGUCAGACCCGUUUGCUGGAUACAUUUCGGUCUCGAUUGGCCAAUACUUGGAGGCGGCUAGAAGUACAUGCAUUGAGAAGCUUGUCUUUCUGCUCUCAGUGGGGCAACUGCCACUUUGAGUUCUCAGAGUGUUACAAGUACAUCAGUACCACAUUGUCUGUCCUAAAUUUGCG
Molecule: messenger RNA, 754 nt
Organism: Mollisia scopiformis
Lineage: Eukaryota; Fungi; Ascomycota; Leotiomycetes; Helotiales; Mollisiaceae
Exons: 3
Coding region: 37-411 (124 amino acids)
Biological process (GO): proton motive force-driven ATP synthesis
Source: RefSeq, a predicted model, not a curated record